Molecule: messenger RNA, 1715 nt
Organism: Striga asiatica
Lineage: Eukaryota; Viridiplantae; Streptophyta; Magnoliopsida; Lamiales; Orobanchaceae
Source: the annotation of a GenBank genome assembly
GUUUUUCUAAUCUUUAUUAUGAACAGAAUUGUUUUAAAAAAAGUUUCAUAUCCAACCUAAAUCCCUAAAGAUGGCGGAUCAAUUUCUCGUCCGGCAAUUUCUCCGCCGGUGGCGCCCAAGCACCGCCGCGUCCAGCUUAAGAGGAACUUACCACCAGAAAUAUGCUUACGCCUCCACCAGUGAGAAAAACUGCGAAGAGGAAAAGGAUUGUAAUCAAUGGCUGAUCUUGCCUUCUUUCAACCCCGCCGCCGAUGGUACUUCAAUCGGGAAGCAGCUCCACUGCCGGAAGGCCUACGCCAACAUGACUUCGAGUAAGUGGAUUCAUAAAUGCUGCCCUGAACUCCCAAGGUCUCUGGUUCAGAAACUCUUCCGCCUGAGACAGGUUCGAAAAGAGGUCUCCAGUGCUGAAAGUAACCAAAAACAACAAAAAAGGGUAGGAGCUAAAGACUUAAUGAACAUUGGUGACAAAAUAUUGCUCCCUAAAUCUGUUCAUGUCAAGUUCCCGUCAAAAACAGUGGAGAGUCGGAGUUUUCUCACUGAAGAAGAAUCGGAAUUUAUCUGUAGCCUUGAGUUGUAUAAGGAUCCAGCCAUAAUUGUCCUCAAUAAACCACCUGGAAUGCCUGUGCAGGGUGGACUUGGGAUAAAGAGAAGCUUAGAUGAAUUGGCUGCCAAGUAUUUGAAAUAUGAUCAUUCCGAGCCUCCUCGUCUGGUGCAUAGACUUGAUAGAGACAGCAGUGGUCUCUUAUUGAUGGGGAGGACACAAUUGAGCACCACCGUCCUGCAUUCCAUUUUUCAUGAGAAAACACUGGAAGCAUCAAAUGAUCUUCCUGUCAGAGACAGAGUCCUGCAGAAAAAGUAUUAUGCUCUAGUUAUUGGAUGUCCAAGACGUCGAGAAGGAUUAAUUUCUGUGCCGUUAAUGAAGGUUAUAGUUGACAAUGGGAAAUCUGAGAGAAUUACAGUAGUUGACAAUAACCACUCAUUGUCAGUGCAGCAUUCGGUGACAGAAUACAGAGUGAUUGCAUCGUCACAUGGUUAUUCAUGGUUAGAGUUAAUACCGUUUACUGGAAGAAAGCACCAGCUUCGCGUUCACUGUGCUGAAGUCUUGGGAACACCAAUCGUUGGAGACUAUAAAUAUGGGUGGCAAGCUCACAAGAAACUAGGACAAUUCACAGAAUCUGCUUCGGAUUUUAAACGGGAUCACAAAAUGACCAAAAUCAAACACGAUUCUAUUGGAUUCGAGUUGGAGGGUGGAAGCAUAUCUGAUAAGCAGCCAUUUCUUCAUCUUCACUGUAAAGAAAUGGUUUUGCCCAAUAUAUCACAGGCCUUGCAACAUGGUCACAUGAUUUCCGAUGUCAAUUAUGCUCGAAUUGAGAGUAUAAAAUUAGAUGCUCCUUUGCCGGCACACAUGCAGAGAAGCUGGGACUCACUAAAUUAGUAUCUUAGUUCGACCACAAUGGGAACAUUGUACGGGCCUAUUGAGUUGUGUAACUUGUAUUUGAGUUUCAGGUUACCAAUUUUAUGAAGAGUUGUUUCUAUAUCUGGGACUUUGGAAAAGAAUGUGGCAGUCAGAUCAUAAAAUGAAACUAUAGGAAAGGUUCGCAAGUGCAUCAGUAAAGAAUGUGUUGGCAGAUCAUAAAACGACCGUAGAGAAGUUCCCAAAUAUAUGGGGUUUUUUUUUUUUCAAAGAUAAAGAAAUAAAUACAUUUCACUCAAUA